GUGGCAGUAGACGGGGAGUCUUCGGGGCAGAGAAGAGCAACCAUGAACGUGGUGUUGGCAGUGAAGCAGUAUGUGUCCAAGAUGAUAGAGGACAGCGGGCCGGGGAUGAAGGUUCUGCUCAUGGACAAGGAGACGGAGAACGUGGAAUAUCUGAUCAAGGAGCUGCGCAGGCCCAAGUACAGCGCCUACUUCCUCUGUGAGUACUCACAUGUUGUAUUUCAGGGCCGGAACUGGGAUCCCUUCCAACUGUCCAGAGCAACCCAAGGCCUCACCGCGCUGCUCCUGUCCCUGAAGAAGUGCCCCAUGAUCCGGUAUCAGCUCUCCUCAGACAUGGCUAAGAGGCUGGCCGAGGGUGUGAAGCAAGUCAUUACGAAGGAGUACGAGCUGUUUGACUUCCGUCGUACCGAAGUGCCCCCCUUACUCCUCAUCCUGGACCGCUCCGAUGACGCCAUCACACCCCUGCUCAACCAGUGGACGUACCAGGCCAUGGUCCACGAGAUGCUCGGCAUCAAUAACAAUCGCAUAGACCUGUCCCGCGUUCCGGGGAUCAGUAAGGAUCUGAAGGAGGUCGUCCUGUCUGCGGAGAACGAUGAAUUCUACGCUAAUGUGAGUUCUCGGGGGUCCCGGGCGGAGUGUGUGGGGAAGGCUCUCUCUCUCUCUGUGGAUUUCCAGAAAAAGAAGCCGAAGGAGCAGCAGAAGCUGGAAUCCAUCACAGACAUGAAGGCCUUCGUAGAGAACUACCCGCAGUUCAAGAAAAUGUCCGGCACGGUGUCCAAGCAUGUGACGGUGGUGGGGGAGCUGUCACGAUUGGUCAGCGAGCGCCACCUGAUGGAGGUCUCGGAGGCGGAGCAAGAGCUGGCCUGUCAGAACGACCACUCCACUGCCCUGCAGAACGUGAAGCGUCUCCUCCAGAACCAGCGCCUGGCCGAGCUGGACGCCGUCCGCCUGGUGAUGCUCUACGCUCUGCAUUACGAGCGGCACAACAGCAACGCUCUGCACAGUCUGACGGCUGACCUCCGCAGCCGCGGCGUAUCCGAGAAGUACCGCAGGGGGGUGGAGAACGUGUACACCCAGCACCAGCCGCUCCUCCUGGAAACCCUGGACAAGCUGAUCAAAGGGAAGCUGAAGGAUAACACGUACCCCUAUGUGGGGCCGAGCACACUGCGGGACAGGUGAGGCUCCUGAGGGAACAUCGGCCUAUGUGGGGGCGGGCACACUGCGGGACAGGUNNNAACUGUCUACAACCUGAAUCGGGCAACCCCGGGCGUACGCAUCAUCCUGGGCGGGACCGCCAUUCAUAACACCAGGAGGAAGUACAGCCCCCACCGCUCAGACACCGCGGAGGCCCCGGUAAUGCCAAAUCUACAGCUCAGGACCCCCGAUGACUGGCCAGACCCGACCAGUGCCGCUGUGACCCGUUCCCUCUGUGUCCGAGCUCCGCUCCGGGAGAUUAGAGACCCGUCUGCGCUCAGUCAUUGUGGAGAUCCGGAGUUCGCAGAACAGCCGCAGUGUGCGGAGGAAGGAAGAGGCCGGAGAUCCAACGGAGGAUGA
Messenger RNA from Nanorana parkeri, 1551 nucleotides. It is a transcript of the gene VPS45, whose product is annotated as vacuolar protein sorting 45 homolog. Lineage: Eukaryota; Metazoa; Chordata; Amphibia; Anura; Dicroglossidae. Gene Ontology annotation, cellular component: Golgi membrane. Gene Ontology annotation, biological process: intracellular protein transport; vesicle-mediated transport. The record is from RefSeq and is a predicted model, not a curated record. The transcript is spliced from 11 exons.